This is a messenger RNA of Neltuma alba, 1126 nucleotides long. RefSeq lists its product as uncharacterized. The coding region runs from base 457 to 837 and encodes 126 amino acids. Gene Ontology annotation, cellular component: chloroplast. NCBI's taxonomy places the organism in Eukaryota, Viridiplantae, Streptophyta, Magnoliopsida, Fabales, Fabaceae. The record is from RefSeq and is a predicted model, not a curated record. The transcript has 3 exons.
GAUAUUUCUAGGUCAUUUUUCCUUCUUUAAAAAACAUUGAAAAGGAAAGUGUAAACCUUUAAAUUGUUUUACCUCUUAUUUAUUUGAUACCAAUGCAUCAUACAUGAAGUUAUUUUUUAUAGAGUUUAUUUAACACAUUAAUUAUUGUAAAAUUUUCGUGGAUUUUGAAGACUGUAAAACCAAAUUUAUAGACGCUAUGUGGUUAUGGGAAGUUGGCAACCGCGUUGGAAUAAUUACAUAUUUAUUUUAGGUCUCUUAAUCUAAUUUAUAUUAUAUUUAUAGAAACUUUGCAAUUGGCUCAUUUCAAUGAUCAAGCAAUACCCGAGUUUGGCUCGUUAUUAAUUAUUAAUUAAAUAAAUUUAAAAUGCAGGAGAGAAUCAAAACCUAUGAUCGGCAGGAUUCCCGUGGCUGUCACUCGUCUGGAUCGGCUUCCCUUGGUGACGAGACACGGAUAUAAUGGCUUCACUUCAUCUCCUUCCACCCCUCUCCAAAUUUUGUUCCUCUCUUGCUCCACUACCUCGCCGUUAUUCUCAACGUGUCUCUUCCUUACCCUCGCUUAGUUUCACAGCCGGCGCAAGGCCUUUCGUUUCUAAAUCCUUCGUUAUCCGUUUUGCACUAACCGAGUCGGAUUCUCCCAAAUCCUUAGAACCCGAUCCUCGAUCUCUCCUCCAAGAAAUUGCUGACAGUUUCGAUCUUCCUCGGGAUUAUUUUGCGCAGCUUCCACGCGAUCUUCGAUUAGAUCUCAACGAUGCCGCUUUUGACCUUUCAAACGGACCUAUUGUGGAUGAGGUUAGUAACGGUUAUUGUUGCCACAAUUACCAGGAUUUUCCCAGUUGAAAAGCGUUUCUAUGUCUGCUUUCUGCUUGUUUGCUGUAUGAAUUAAACGGGUGUGCUUUGAAUUGUUAUUUAUCGCUUUCUGAUAUAUGUAAUAAAAAUAUCUCUUGAUGAUCCUGAUGGAAGACAUCCCCGAAUGAAUUGACGCUUACCUGCGAUAGAGUGAUUCCUUCUAUCCUAAUGCAUUUUUUCAUUUCCGAAUUACAUUCUUGUAUGUGUUUCAAUGCCUUUUCUGUUUUUAGUAACUGGAAAUUCCUUCGUGCUAUUUGGAAACGAUUUUUUUUAUUUUUUA